GUCAGGUUUGAAAUCGACAAAGUUGAAAUGAUUUGUCUUGCAUAAAGUCUAUACCAGUUGGAUGCCCAAUUUCCAAGCGGUGCAUGACAAAUAUCGGCACCGUCUGAAUCCAGUUUGUCAUGCUGUUUAGGGACAGAAGGCGUCUCUUGUCAUGCUACUUUAGCAGCUGUAUCGCAGACACUAGACAGGCUGAGCGUCGGCCUCACUUGCCAUUCCUGCAAGAGAGGCACUUCAUGCCUUGCAAUUUAUGCAUGAGAAAUUAUU
Amoebophrya sp. A120 is the source of this 264-nucleotide messenger RNA. The record is from the annotation of a GenBank genome assembly. Lineage: Eukaryota; Dinophyceae; Syndiniales; Amoebophryaceae.